This is a messenger RNA of Cryptococcus deneoformans JEC21, 1055 nucleotides long. RefSeq lists its product as hypothetical. Lineage: Eukaryota; Fungi; Basidiomycota; Tremellomycetes; Tremellales; Cryptococcaceae. The record is from RefSeq and is a predicted model, not a curated record. The coding region runs from base 35 to 916 and encodes 293 amino acids. The transcript has a single exon.
GCAUUUUUUUUAUCCCUUUCAAACACAGAACAUUAUGUCCCUAUCCUCAUCUCCAGCACCGACAUCUACAAUGACCUUCGAACCCACUAUCAACCAUAUCCUUUCACUCCCUAAUCUUUUACAACCAAUCUCUCCUCCUCAUGCCGCCCUCCACCUCGCUCGUCUUCGUCUUUUGUACUCCAUCCCUGCUGACGGGCAAUCGGUUUCCGAGACAUCAUCAUCAUCGUCAUCAUCAAGCGGUACUAGGAGCAAGUUAACUUUAGGAGGAUGGUGCAAUCACUGUGGUGGGCUGAGAAAAGGGAUGGGAGGGGCUCAAAGGGGCGGACGAGGACAAAACAAGGAUAAAGAAAAGGAGGAGAAAACAAAAGCCAUCAGAGAAAGAGCUCGCAAACGUGUCAGAGAAUUAUCCAACCUGACAGAAAACGAAAAAGAGGAGAAGAAGAUGGCAAGAAAGCUAGAGAUUGCGGGAGCGGUGCAAAAAAGACGGCAGCCUGCCGAGUGCACGACUUGCGGGGCUGUAUAUACCAGACCAAAGCCAGACAAGAAAACCCUGGCAGCAUUUCCCUCAUCUAGAAAGACAAGGAAACAAGUCGCCGAAGCAAAAGCGGAAGAAGAAGCCAAGUCCUUAGCUCUCAAAGCAGAGGUCGAAGCCGCGGGCAAGAUUGAGCGUGAAGCUCAACCGCCCCAGACGCUCCUAUCUCACCCUGCUUUCUCACACAUACCUUCUUCACCACCCAAUCUCCCGACUCAUCCACCGCCAUUACCAAUGAAGAAUUAUGCUGGGUCGACCUCUGCAACCACCGAUGUGGCGAAGAAGAAAACAAAGACUAAGAAAUCGGGGUUGUCUAAGCUGUUAGCAGAGAAUAAGGAAAGGAAUGAGUCUGCGAAAGGAGCGGGGAUGUGGGGUCUGGGAUGAUUUGAAAGGAUGUUGGGAAGCCAUGUCAUUUCUCAAGUUGUAGUUUUUAGCUUAGUUGUACAGUAUAUAUUACUCAUGUAGACAUUCGAUACAUUCGAUUUUCGAAGCGUAUUCGCAACAAUUUGUGUUUUACUUCUUA